UGUGAAGAUCAGCUGGUCCUUGGCAUACAUUUCUAGGUUAGGCAUAUUGAAGAAGGAAACAAGAAUUUCCUCAUGCGACUCGAGCGUCUUUGUUAGAUACAUAUGCCUAGUCAAGCCUUGCAUGAACAUGUGCUGUUUUGCCGGUCGCUUAGAUCGUAUAUCAGUGUCAUUGGCGGCCAUCGGAGGUCUCACAUACCGCAAGGUCAGUAUAACAUAGAGGACAAAAAUGUCCAAUUUAAUAACGAUCCCAUGAUCUCUACAUUUUCCAUUGACGAUGCAACAUAUACCUACAAAGGACCAGAACAGUAUCCCCAUGCCGACUGCGUGGCCUGGAUAUACGAACAUGCAUAGCGAGAUAUCCAUUCCGAGGACUUCAACCUCACAGCUCUCGAGGCCAUGGUCCCAUCCACCAUCCUACUCUAAGCAACCAGGAGACAUGGAACUAAGCGACUGGGCAUCAUCAUCAAACUCCCUCGAGUGGUCUUCACCUUCGCAUGCCGAAGCCAGAUCGGUGAUAUCCACACCGCCGCCCUUCAGAGCGACGACCCAUCUGCAAAUCCAGUCGCAAGGCAAAGCACUACACUCGCUGCCAACACCGACCAGCCCGACGCCGCUCCCGGUCUUCACACUCACACCCGACGGGCGUCUGGACCGCCUCAUAUACCUUUCCGUGCGGCCCAAGCGAAGCUCGGGCUCCUGCUUCCUAGCCCGCGGCGACGACGAGCAGGAAACACCGCUCACGGCGACGACGUACCGCUUCGGGCCCGGCCGGCCACCAGCCGUCCGUCUCGGCAAUCCCGACGACCCCGGGGGUCCACAGGAGGAGUUCGAGGUCCGCAGCCUCGGGCUGUUCACGAGGUCCCAGAGCAUGCGGACGAGCCUGGGCACUUUCGAGUGGCGCUACGCUGGCUCGGGGGCGAGGGCCGUGGAGUCUGCCGACAACGUCCUUGUUCUGGAGCGGGUCGCGAGCACGGGUCACCUGGGCGGCACGGGCGAGUCGUGCACGAGGGUUGCGCAGUUGGUGCGGAAUAGGGCGUUUCGCACGCCGGGGACGUGUCGGGCUACUGCGGGUAAUGGCGGGAGGCUGAUGUUGGAUCUGAGUGGUUUUGAUGAGAAGGAGAGGGAAAGAGUGCAGGUGCUCGUUGUCACGACGGCGAUCGUCAUGCUGAAGAAGGAGGUUGAUCGGAGGAGAAGGGACGGGCCGUAUUCUCUUUGGUGGUUGUGAACGUAUCUCAUUGAGACAUGUUGUGGCUGUUCGAUAUGUAAAGACAUGCUCUCUAAUUCUGUUUCGUUCGGUAUUAAGGAAACUUCUGACUACAUUCAACUCCCAUUAUCAUAAUCAUGGCGUCCCAAGAGUUAGACCUUUCUCAGUUUAUUAUAACCGGUCUUGGUUAUAUGAGAUAAGAAAAUGUGAGACAAUAGCCGGAUACUGGGACAUCAAGAGGAGCAUCUAUUUGACUCUUCUUGGGGGUGGGGUUUCCCAAAAAUAAUAAUUUAAUAAAGGUUCGGGAUAUCAUGGGAUGGGACCAUUUGCCUUCAUUUUACCAGUGUGAUAUUAUUCAAUAAACCGACACUAAUUCUU
Molecule: messenger RNA, 1582 nt
Organism: Truncatella angustata
Lineage: Eukaryota; Fungi; Ascomycota; Sordariomycetes; Amphisphaeriales; Sporocadaceae
Exons: 1
Coding region: 275-1225 (316 amino acids)
Source: RefSeq, a predicted model, not a curated record